This is a messenger RNA of Sesamum indicum (sesame), 2239 nucleotides long. Lineage: Eukaryota; Viridiplantae; Streptophyta; Magnoliopsida; Lamiales; Pedaliaceae. The record is from RefSeq and is a predicted model, not a curated record.
GCGAUUCUAUUACACACACCACACACAGUGCCAGAAUCAUAUUUUUACGUUUGUGUGUGCGCGCGCGCGGAUAUGUCUGUAUCCAUCGUUUCCUUGAAGUUUCCUAAUGUCGCUGGCUAUCCGUCUGAUCAUGUUGGAUGUUAUUUGUUUGAUCCAUUCGCGUGCGGAAAAGCUGUUUGAUUCUCUGUUUCGAGAUCUAAUCUAAAAGGGUAACUGAAAAAUGCAAAAGAGGAAAUUUUUACGUGGUUUAAAUCAAAUACCAUUUUGCCAGAUUUGGGAGAAAUAGACAACGUUUUCUGGAAUUUGAGCAGAUCCAUUUUCAGGGUUUCCGUUCAUUUUGAGCUUGCAUUGAGCUCUUAUGUUGCUAAAGGUUAAGUGGCAGCUAGAAGUAAAAGCAUUUGUUCUUGAGCUCUUAAGGGAGAUUUCGAUUGAUGGAUAAGGAGAAGAUUCACUAUGGUACUGGGAGUUUACUACCUCCACCAGGGAGGUACUCUGCUUUCUCUCCACCCAAUAGUAGUUAUAACAUGAAGUCAGAGCUAUCAGGAUCAUCCAAUUUGCCUCCAGUAGGGGCAGGCAGUUCAUCAGAGCAGGGUCAUUUUGGUCAUGGGAUGUCUGAUUCUAGCCGAUUUAGUCAUGAUAUAAGCCAGAUGCCUGACACUCCACCCAAGAAUCUGGGCCACCGACGUGCUCAUUCCGAGAUUCUAACACUUCCGGAUGAUAUUAGCUUUGAUAGUGAUCUAGGUGUUGUAGGUGGAUUGGAUGGACCUUCUUUUUCUGAUGAGACUGAGGAUGACCCGCUGUCAACGUAUAUUGAUAUGGAUAAGUUCGAUUCAACUACUGGACUUUCUGAAUUCCAAGUGGGUGACUCAUCUACUUUGGCAGCAAAGCAAGGUUCCUCGUCUACUCCUGCAAUUGAAUCAUCCAACCCAUCAUCUGAUAAUGUGGCUACAGCUUCAAAUGAGAAGCCAAGAAUUAGGCAUCAGCACAGCCAGUCCAUGGAUGGGUCUACGACUAUCAAACCAGAGAUGCUCAUGUCAGGUUCAGAAGGUCCAUCUCCAGCUGAGACUAAGAAAGCAAUUUCUGCUGCUAAGCUUGCUGAGCUUGCCCUUAUUGAUCCAAAGCGUGCUAAGAGGAUUUGGGCAAAUAGGCAGUCAGCGGCAAGGUCGAAGGAAAGGAAGAUGAGGUAUAUCGCUGAGCUUGAAAGGAAACUCCAGAGUUUGCAAACAGAAGCAACGUCUUUAUCUGCACAGUUUACCUUAUUGCAGAGGGACACCAAUGGCCUUACAUCUGAAAACAGUGAACUCAAACUGCAGUUGCAAACGAUGGAACAGCAAGUGCAAUUGCAAGUUGCUUUGAAUGAUUCACUGAAGGAAGAGAUCCAGCAUCUGAAGGUGCUGACUGGUCAAACCAUUCCAAAUGGUGGACCUAUGAUGAGCAUCCCCACAUCAUAUGGGUCUAACCAGCAAUACUAUCCCAACAAUCACACUGUAAACACAUUACUAACUGCUCAAAAACUACAGCAGCUCCAAUUGCAUUCUCAGAAGCAGCAUCAUCAGUUUCACCAGCAUCAUCUGCACCCAUUUCAGCAGAAACAAUUGCAGCAGCCGCAGUCAAAAUCCUCAGUGCAGGAACAGGAACAGCAGCUGCAACAAACUGGAGAUGUGAAGCUCAGAAGUUCGUUGCCAUCUUCCAUUUAAAGAGACCUUUCUCUUUGUACAUCAUCCAAGGAUUAGAAAUGGAAACAGGCAUGUUUCUUCAUUCUCGGAACUUUUGUGUAUGUGCCGGAAUGUUGGUGCCUGUCAGUAACUUUUCGAUUAUUCCGUUCAGUUGGUACAGAUGCCGAUCAUAAAGCAACUGUCCAUGUCAUCUGCGGGUUUGCUCUCCUUUGUAUUUCCGCAUGGUGCAUGACGGAUGGUACUUUUCUGGAUUCCGGAUCUUCUGUAUAACUUUCUAAUUACCAGGGUUCUGCUGCACACUGCAAAAUAUCUAACAUGACCCUGAUACUUCAGCUUGAAUUAGGGAGGUAAGGCUGGAUACCUGGGGAGAAGCCUAGCUUUAAGGAUAUAUGUAGAUAUAGAGAGUUAUAUGCUACUUGGGAUGCCUUUGGGAUCAUAUGUAUUAUUUGAAAUAAACCAUGUAAAUGAAUGUCUAGGAAUUCAUUUUCUGUAUUUGUUGGUUAUUAUGACUGAGCUCAAAGCUCAACUAUAUUACUUUCUUAAUAAUAUAUUUUGUGUUGGAC